AUGAUAGUCGAAAACACACAAUUCAGCUUGAACCCUCGAAAAGGAAUGUACGAGGUGAUCUGGGACCUGGUAAAUUUAUUGACGCACAAGAAUUUGGAUUUUUUAGCGGCAGUUUGUCAUCUGAUAGUCGUUAUUGCUUCGUUCGAUAAGAAUUCAAAAAUAAUGGUCGAAAAUUUGGCAAAACUCGUAUCUACUGAGCACACGAACUUUCGUCAGAGACAAUACGUUCCUCUUGCGCUCAGCGGAUUAUCCGAAGACCCCUUAAAUUGUGUAAGGAUUGAGGCGUUAGGAUUCCUUCCGUUUUUAAAAAAAUGUAUACAUUCGGAUAAUCCUGAUACGGCCAUGGCUGCUGUUAACUGUUUGAGCAACGUAAGGAAAGCAAGCGCAGCUAUAGGCCAAUUUCAAGAGUGCACGACGCAGCAUUGA
Messenger RNA from Macrosiphum euphorbiae (potato aphid), 426 nucleotides. The record is from the annotation of a GenBank genome assembly. NCBI's taxonomy places the organism in Eukaryota, Metazoa, Arthropoda, Insecta, Hemiptera, Aphididae.